Messenger RNA from Talaromyces amestolkiae, 5748 nucleotides. RefSeq lists its product as uncharacterized. The transcript has 4 exons. Gene Ontology annotation, cellular component: nuclear RNA-directed RNA polymerase complex. NCBI's taxonomy places the organism in Eukaryota, Fungi, Ascomycota, Eurotiomycetes, Eurotiales, Trichocomaceae. The record is from RefSeq and is a predicted model, not a curated record. Bases 1 to 5748 code for a protein of 1915 amino acids. Gene Ontology annotation, molecular function: helicase activity; metal ion binding. Gene Ontology annotation, biological process: regulatory ncRNA-mediated heterochromatin formation.
AUGGCACCUCAAGGGGUAUGUCGUCAAUUUGCGAUCAACGGAACGUGCAAGUACAGGAACUGCAAAUUUCAGCACAUAGCAAAUGGACAGAAACCAUCCAAUACCGUGAGAAAUUCUGCACCGCCGUCCAACAACUUGUCCAACUCGGAGAGAGAGUUUCGAUCCUGGAAGUAUAGCAUUCCUCUGAACAGCAAAAUUGUACUGCCUGGCGGCAAGCUUGCUGCGAUAUUUCAGAACGCGUAUCGACUGAUUGGAGUCGAUGUAGGUGUUCGUCAAUCAGUCAUUCAGAAGCUCUCUGAGGAGGGUGGUCUUGCGUGUAUCAAGAUGCUGGUAGAACAAAACUUUGAACAACUUUCUGUAAGCACGAAGCAGCACUUAUUCAAAACGCAAUUUGUUCCACUACUAAAAACCGUUGCUCAUCCUGACGUGUUGCAAUCGUUGAUACUCGAACGGUCGGUCGGAACCAUUUACAAUUUCCUAUUUGGAGUUGGGGGAGAAAGAGCCUCAGGGCUCCUGACAUUCUGUUCCGAAAUUCUCAUGCACUGCACCGAAGAUGAAUCUACUUCGGAGUGGCUCGAGGCUUCUCUUGUAGUAUUCUCGCGGAUCGUGGAUCUCAACUCCACAGCGCUUGUUCAGGAAUCCCUGAAGAACUGUGCGAGUCACUUUCAGACGAUAUUCAGUACAUUGGUCACUGAUCACCCAGAAAAUCCCUUGCACGAGUCACGAGUGCAUCUGGAGCGCUUACUUCGCCGCUUUCAUAUUGGUAUUCUGCUUCCAAAUAUGACUCAAGACGAACCAUCCAAAGAGCCAAAGUCGCAAGGAGCUUUUGUUAUCAGGUACGACCCUCCUGGUGGCCGCCACGACAAUGACUUCAAAGAUAUCAGUCAAAUCCGCAUUAUGCCGACCUUUCAAGAGAUUUGCAGUCGUCGUAGUGAGUACCUACCUCUGUACGACCCCUCACAGUGGCAUGAAGAUGGCCUUCACGGACUUUUGGAUCGCAACUUCCGGUUACUGCGCGAAGACACUGUAGGCCUUCUCCGCGACGCCAUCCACUCCGUACUCCAGUCAUCACGAACCACCCCGAAACAGAAGAAUCAACAGCGUACCAACGUUUAUCAAGCUGGCAGAAUCGUGGAGCUUGGAUUCCACUGGCAGGACGGGCUUCAGUUCAAGCUUAGCUUUUCCCAACCGACUCAAGUCAGCAAAAUGAGCGCCACACAACGUGAAGAAUGGUGGAAUAUGUCCAAGCGUCUGCAAUCUGGGGCUUUGGUCUGUCUUAUCAUGCAGCGGAACUUUGUGGUGUUCUGUACCGUCAUCAACCCCGAAACGCAAGCGCCAACGCGAAAGCAACAAGGACGAGAUAAUACCAGAUCCCAGAUAAAGGACUCAGAUGCUUUAAGGAAAAAUUCCGAGGAAGCUUCUGUCUAUCUGCAAUUGACCAAUGCGAGCGAGAGGAGUAUUGAAAUGGUCAUGAAGCAUUACACCAAGAUUCAUGAUUCUCAAAUCGCUCUUGUGGAAUUCCCGGGUGUUCUUCUUCCUGCAUUCGAGCCGACCAUGAAAGCGCUUCAGUCAAUGAGAAAAAGUGAUAACCUUCCUUUCUCUGAAUUACUCAUCCCAAACAGCUCAAAAGUUGGGUCUCCGAUUGAUGUCCCCCCUCCUCUCUACGCAACGGAUCCUGGCUUUCAGUUCAAUCUAAGUUGCUUGAUGCAUGAUAACAGCAACUUCUUUGUUCGUGUCGGUCAUCCUACUGAUUUGCAAAAGUUGUGUCAAAAUUCGAGCCUGGACGACGCCCAAGCAUCUGCUCUUGUUGACACGCUGCAACGAAAGAUUGGCUUGAUUCAAGGACCACCUGGAACCGGCAAGAGCUACACAGGUGUUGCGCUUGUUAAGGUUCUCUUGGCCAACAAGGGGGAUGGGAAGAAGAAGAAGAAGAAACUCGGUCCAAUAAUCUGUGUGACCUACACGAAUCAUGCGCUAGAUCAAUUGUUGGAGUCCUUGUUGGAAAAGAAUGUCACGAAGCAAAUCGUUCGCAUGGGAGGACAGUCAAAGUCUGAGACCCUGAAACCCUACAAUCUGCGGGAGCUUGCCAGACGAUUCGACAAGACAAAAAUGGAAAAGAGUGCUUUGUGGAGUCACCAUACUUCACUGGAAACGUGUGAGAAGGAAUUCAACCAAAUAGGGCUUCGAGAGGGUAUCUCGCCGGCUCGUGUGAUGGCCCAUUUGCGCGACAGCUACCCUACAUAUUAUAAUCAGCUUUUUGGAAUUGACGAAGAGGGUUUUCAGAAAGCGCAUAACGAUAAUCCCGGAAAAGUGUUUGAUCAAUGGCGCAGGUCUGGUGGAAGAGUCUCAAAGGAACAGAUUCGACAUAUCGAGCGACUUGAAUCAAUUCCUCUCUUACAAAUGACACAGCCUGAGCGAGAGAGCCUCUACGCACAUUGGCGGCUGCAAAUACAAGAAGAGAUGCACCAAGAAUUGACCGGUAUAUGCCACUCGUAUGCUCAUACUAAACGCGACUUUGACAAUAUUCGAAGCGAAGUCGAUCUGCGGUGCCUCAGCCAAGCCGAUGUCAUUGGGGUCACCACUACCGGAUUAGCCAGAAAUCUUGAGAUGCUGCGAAGACUAAAUUCCAAGAUCGUGCUAUGCGAAGAAGCUGGUGAAGUCCUCGAGUCGCAUCUUCUUACAGCUUUGCUACCAUCAGUAGAGCAUGCCAUUCUUAUUGGAGACCACUAUCAACUCCGUCCACAGGUGCAGAACUAUGAUCUCUCCCGCGAGAAUAAGAAUGGUGGAGAGAGAUACUCACUGGAUGUGUCUCUAUUUGAACGUCUUGUUGAAACGGACAGUGCCAUGGGCUGCGGACUACCUUAUAGUACACUACAGACACAACGCCGUAUGCACCCUUCCAUCGCUCAGCUCGUGCGUGAGACGUUGUACCCACGGCUUCAAGAUGCUCCUUCAGUGUCUGAGUACCCCGCUGUCAAGGGAAUCCGUAAGAGAUUGUUCUGGCUAGAUCACCGCGAACUCGAGGGCAACCCGUCGAAUUCGGAGGCAACAGCGACGUCGCGAUGGAACGAUUACGAAGUUGAAAUGACUACUGCACUAGUCAACCACCUGAUUUGUCAGGGAGAGUAUGGCAGUGGCGAAAUAGCCGUUCUCACGCCUUACUUGGGCCAGCUACAGAAAUUGAGGAGGAGGCUUGGCAGGUCAUUUGCAAUCACCGUAGGGGAUCGAGAUCAAGAUGAUCUUGACAAGGCUGGUCUUCAAGAAGACGAAGAACAAGGCCCUACCCCAACUGCUGUGAAAGGUACACUCCUGCAAAACCUACGGGUAGCCACAAUCGAUAAUUUUCAAGGAGAGGAAGCCAGCGUGAUCGUUAUUUCGCUAGUGCGCAGUAACCCGCAAAACAAAUGUGGUUUCCUACGAACAUCGAACCGAAUCAACGUCCUUCUCUCUCGAGCAAAGCAUGGAAUGUACAUCAUUGGAAACUCCAUGACCUCCAUGCAUAUACCCAUGUGGGCCGAUGUCAUCGAUAUAUUCAAGCGCAACGAGAAUAUUGGCACAAGCUUGGAGUUGCAAUGCCCACGCCAUCCCGACACUUUGAUCACAGUUUCGAAUUCCGACGACUUUCCACGAGUUUCACCUGAAGGAGGAUGUAAUCUCCGAUGCAUCAACCGCUUAUCUGAAGAGAUCAAGGAUUACCCGGUCGACUUCAUUUUGGGAGAUGUAUACAAAGACAUCGACCUUGACGAUAAUCCGUGCAUAUUCCCCAAAUGUGGACAUUUUCUCACGAUAGAGAAUAUGGAUGGACUAAUGGAGAUGAACAAAUACUACGUUCUCGACGAACGUGGAAAACCGAGUAGAAUCUCCACCUCGUCGGAUCCGUUUUCCAUCAGCGACAUCAAGGUAUGUGCUAGCUGCCGUGGGCCACUGAGAGAUAUUGCUCGUUAUGGACGCUUGGUUCGCCGGGCUAUUUUGGAUGAGUCUUUCAAAAAACUCGUUUUGUAUUUGAACCGCGAAUACGUUCCACUUGCGCAGGAGCUUCCACAGCGAAUCCAACAAUUACAGGAUACCAAAUUGGACCGAUCUAUUCCCUGGCCGAAUGCGAUCAACAUUAAAGGUAAACGCGAUGUUCUGGUUGAUUGUAUACGACUUAUCAUCUCCGCGAAACAAAACAGGAGAUGGAAAGAGAUUGUGGAUUUGCGACAGCGCAUCGCCACGUAUCAGAAACGAGUCACCCCAGAGGAGCAACCGUACGCCAAAGUCCGUCAACUGGCCACAAAUGCACGACGCCGACAAGAAACUGUCGAGUUCUCUGGUGACCUUGAAUUUGGAAGUGAGGUCUUGCAAACUAAGGGAUUCCUCCAAGGAACGGCAUUGAGUCUGCGAUUGGAUAUUGCACUGCUAGGCGACUUUUUUGAGCUAUUUCGAAAUACUCCCAAAUCCGGAGAAAUAAAAGUCGAUAUGGAUCUAUCAACUAUAAGAGAGGAAUGCGAGGUAUUGAUCAGAAACGCCUCUGAAUCAAAACGUCUUCUCCAUCAGGCAGAGGGCUACAUAUUCCUAGCUCAACUUCACGCACUUGAGCGACCAUACGCCUCAGCACCCGAAAUGGGAGAACAACACUUGACUCUAGGCACAGAAGCAAUUGAUCAAGCUAAGACACUUUGUAACGGACAUCCGGCUCAAACUCAGGGCCUGAUUACCGACAUUGAAGGCGCGGAGAAGAUGCUUCGUGGCACGACUUUUUACGCCAAAGUCACAAACGAAGAGCGCAUGGCUGUUAUUGCGGCCAUGGCUCSCGAAUUCAGCGGCUUCACCCAACCCGGUUUCAGCCAACCGGACGAAGAGACUUUCAAAGUCCUCAAAGCUGCCAUUGCCGCUGAAGUAUAUGUCUGGAACGGGGGCGAUUUCUAUGGAACCCCAGACAAUAACUCUCUCCAUCUCAUGAAACGCUAUUUCUCCGCCUAUCCGGAGGACGCGGACAAGGUAGUGCUGUGUAUCAAAAGCGGAAUAAAGGAUAUGAGGACUUUCACUAUGGACUGUUCCCCUGAAAACCUUCGUGCAUCUGUUGAUAAUGCCCUCAAAAUUCUUGACGGUAAGAAGAAGAUUGAUAUCUUUGGUUGUGCAAGAACCGACCCUGCCGUUCCGGUGGAAGAAAGCAUUAAGGCACUCGCGGAGAUGAAGGCGGAGGGCAAAAUCGGAGGAAUCCAGCUGAGCGAGGUGCGGGUUGAAACAAUUCGUCGAGCCGCAGCCGUCGCUAAAAUCGAUAUGGUCGAGGCCGAAAUCAGUCUAUGGGCCACUGAUGUCUUUGAGAAUGGCGUGGCCACUAUCUGCAGUGAAAUGGGCAUUGUCGUUGUAGCCCACACACCCCUAGGAGCGGGUAUGCUCACUGGAAAAUUCAAGAGCUUGGACGAUGUGCCAAAGAAUGACUAUCAUCGCAACUUUCCGCGUUGGCAGCCCGAGAACUUUGAUACGAAUUUGUUGCUUGUAAAGGAGUUGAAGACUUUUGCCACAGAGAAAGGUUGCACGACGUCUCAACUAGCUUUGAACUGGAUCAAAAUCCAGAGCCGAAAGCCGGGUAUGCCCGUCCUUGUGCCUGUGGCUGGUUCAAGGACCGUAGAGAGGUUGUCUGAGAACGCAGAAGACAUCGAACUGACCGAUGAUGACAUCUCAAAGUUGAGUGCCAUCUUGGAUAAACACCCAGUUGCGGGCGAUAGAUAUCCCCCGGCCGCAAAAGCAUUGGUUGAGUACUAG